AUGUCUAAUCCUAAAAAACCGCCUGCAAAACCUGUAAAUGAUUUGAUAAAAUUUUGGGCUCAACAACAAGAGAAAGAAAAGGCUGUUGCAGAAACGGUGUCAAAAUCUCGUCCUUUAUCUCCAAACACAUCUACGCCUCCAUCUCCGAGAAGUGAUUCUUACUUUCCACCUUUAUCACCAAGGCAAAGGAGUUUUCGUAAUACGCCUACAAGUUCUCCACCAUUAUCUCCAACUUUACACAAAACAAUAACUGAUUCUUCAAAAGUUAUAAUUACAAGUAGAUCGAUACAAAAUUUAAGUGAUGAUAGUAAUAAUGAAUCUCAAAAGUCGAUAAGUGAGACGUUGGCUUCGUCUUUAAAAGAUGUGGAAUCAUCAAAGUUUGACACGUUGACGAGUCACGUGACUCGUUCAUUUUCUGCUUCUAAUAAUGACAGUUCCAAAAAAUCCUUUUCCCCCUCAUCCUCUCUUAGGUCAUUACCUGAUACUUUCAAAGAAGAAUUUGGAGUUCAAUUGCGACCACGUGACGCCUUAAGCAAGGCAAAGGCAGCGAGCCAAAUGGUUCAACGCGAAUCUUUGCCACCAGUAAAAAAUGUAUCAAGCCUCGUGUCCAGAUUUGAAAAAGUGACUUCCCCGCCAGCGUCACCGACAACAGCGAAUCCUACGACUAAAAGGGCAUCAUCAGAAUCGUCAUCACCAAAACCAAUGUCUCCUAUAAGACGAAAUCAAACAAUCGAGCCUUUGUCGAUUUCGCAGCCAUUAUCUAACGCGAUAUCAAAUACUUUGGUUUCGAACCUCAAACGAAGGGAUACCGAUGAUAAUCCGUUUGAAACGUAUUCGACGUCGAAAUCAACACUUCUAACUGAACCUUCUACAAAGCAAUCAUCAACUUCCGAAUUUCUAUACAAUCCGACCAAAUCGGUUUCAAGGAAGAGCUCGAUGAAACGGAGGUCAAACAUUCCUGAUCCUAUUAUAAUUCCUUCACCAACAACCCCUACAAGAACAUCUCAGUUAUUUAAUGAUGACAUUGUUAAAGUUCCAGAAAAGCAAGUUGUUGAAGAAUCAAAGAAACUAACGUCACCUAUUUCUUCGUCUGUAGUUUCUCCCAUAAAAUCAGACUCAGAACCAAAGUCCGAGCCAUUGAAACCAAAAACCGAAUCAGAACCAAAGACAGAAGAAAUUAAAGCACCAAAAUUCGGACCGUCUGAACAACUUUCGGUCGAAAAUCUACCAAAAAUUGCUCCAACUUCUCCAUUUAAUUUUGAUCUUCCUGAACCUAUUUUUGGAAAAUCAUCUAUGGGCGAAGGAUCGUUGAUUUCGAGGCAGGAGCAGAUUGAGACAAAUUCAUUCUUUUCUGUAUCAACUUCAUCUCCAAAACCACAGCAACCUAUUUCGGAAUCAAAAUCGGUUUCAAUUACACGUGAAAGGGAAAUACCAAAGUCAUCUGUUCCAUCAAAGGAAACAACGAUGGUUUCGGAAACAAUUUCCGUUGUCUCACCAACCUCACCAAUUUCGCCAAAUGAUGAUUCACAAAUUUCGUCCAUCAUUCCCUCAUCAACUUUACAAAUUCCGGAAGAAUCAUUACCACGAGUUUCACUUUCAUCACCAUCUGGUCAGGAAACCGCGGUGGAAACCAUUUCUGAAAUCAUGUCAUCACCUACUGCACAAUCUCUAAAUCCAACCUCCCCUGCUGAUUCAACGCUUGCAUCCCCGGAAAUUGUGCCUUCGAAUGCGAAUUUUUUGUUGGGAUUUCUACCUGAGAUCACACCAAUUUCACCCUUUUGGAAUCCAGUUGCAGCAGACUCUAAAGCGGGCAGUAAUGCUGUUUCACCACUCUGGAAACCUUUGCCAGAAAAUCAGAGCAAUCCUAUUUCACCAAUUCUGUCACCAAAUACAGAUAAUUCUCUAAUUCCUGAUCUAUGGUUCAAAAGAUCUUCUUCAAACUUUUUAAAUAUCCCGGAACUUUCUUCACAACCUGUAGAUUCCCAACUUACCAUGCAGGAACCUAUACCAAGACCACUCAAAGAAAGUCCCUUGGACCGAUCUGCCAAUUCUUAUAUUUUCUCAUUCAUGUCAGAUGACACUGAUUCUUGGAAAUUCUUUGUCGAAUCACCUAAUGCUUCUUCAGUGAAUUUGAAAUUGAAUGUAAACCCAUUUGCUUCAUAUUUGGACAAUGUUAAGAAGGAUAAUGAUGCUACAGAUGUGGAAAGUGAUGAAGAUCAAAAAUAUAAUCCAUUUGUUGAUAAAAAACAAUCUGAAAAGAAAAAUAAACAUAUCUCAAAGGAUAAGAUAACACAUUCGCAUGCCAUUGA
Molecule: messenger RNA, 2309 nt
Organism: Funneliformis mosseae
Lineage: Eukaryota; Fungi; Glomeromycota; Glomeromycetes; Glomerales; Glomeraceae
Source: the annotation of a GenBank genome assembly